Molecule: messenger RNA, 1785 nt
Organism: Theobroma cacao (cacao)
Lineage: Eukaryota; Viridiplantae; Streptophyta; Magnoliopsida; Malvales; Malvaceae
Source: RefSeq, a predicted model, not a curated record
AUGGCAUUCAAGCAUAAGGUGCAAGGGUUGAUCAAGGCAGGAAUCCUAAACUUUGAAAAAAAGCCGGAACAGAAUGUUAACAACAACUCACUGCCAAAUCAUGUUGGGGCAGGGGUAAAUGCAAUCGAAAGGGAGGUGUAUGUUAAAAGGAACAUACGGGAAGUGGAAACCUCCAUGGAGAAAGUAUUUGAAGCCUUGGUAAAAGCCAAUAUGCUUGAGGAUUGUAGCUCUUUCCGGAAGGAAGUGCAAAGAAUGAUAGACGAAUCAAAGAUCGAGUUUUACACGGAAGUUUCAAAGUCAGCAGUAAACAUGAUAUCCAAGGAGUCCACUCACCCAAUGAAGAUAAAACCUUUAACUAUUUUCUACGAACCAAAAGGAGAGUUUGUGGAGGACAAAACCCAUGCCAAGAUGAUCAUCGAAGUCCCUAAACCCUUCCCCUACAAAGACAACAAAGCUGUCCCAUGGAACUACAACUGCAGUGUACAAGUUUCAAAAGCGGAAAAAUGGAUAGCUGAAUCUCAAGAUGAUGCUGUAAAUAUAACUGGUGUUGGAGGGAUUACCCGCAGCGGACGUUGCUAUUCACCGAAAGCAUUCGAGAAUCUCAAGAAUGAGAAGGGAAAGGAAAAAGAGCGAAGUCUGAGAGAAGAAAAGGUACAACCUCCGAAAUCGACAGAUGACUCAAAAGGAUCGGUGACGGAAAAAGAAGCUGCCGAGUUCCUUAAGUUCAUCAAACAUAGUGAGUACAAUGUAGUCGAGCAAUUGAACAGGUUGCCCACUCGUAUUUCACUACUAUCUUUGCUCCUCAGCUCAGAACCACAUAGGAACUCUCUGAUGAAGAUUCUGAACCAAGCAUAUGUGGAUCACGAUAUCUUAAAUGAAAAUUUGGACUACAUCGUUGGGAACAUUUCGGUGGGUAACAUAAUAUCCUUUAGCGAUGAAGAAAUCCCUUCUGGAGGUAGAGGAAAUUACAAAGCCUUGCAUAUCACUACCAAGUGUAAAGGUUGUACCGUCGCAAAGGUACUGCUUGACAACGGAUCGUCCUUAAAUGUGAUGCCCAUGAGGACCUUGGCCCGUUUACCCAUCAACAUGUCCUACAUGCGAAAGAGUCAGAUGAUCGUGAGAGCUUUCGAUGGAACAAGGAGAGAAGUAGUAGGGGACAUUGAGAUACCGGUAGAAAUUGGCCCAUGUACCUUUACCAUUGAAUUCCAGGUUAUGGAUAUUGCUCCUUCAUACAAUUAUUUGUUGGGAAGACCUUGGAUACACAUGGCUGGGGCCAUACCUUCAUCUCUUCAUCAGAAGGUCAAGUUCAUCGUGGAAGGGAAGAUUGUCUGUGUUAACGGGGAAGAGGACUUACUCAUAAGCAAGCCAGCAGAUACGCCUUACGUGGAAGCGACGGAAGAAGUGCCUGAAUGUUCCUUUCGAUCCUUCGAGUUCGUUAACACCACGUAUGUGGGAGAAGGAACCACACCGCCUAUUCCGAGGCUUUCCAAAACCACCAAGAUGUGGGUGGAUGGCAUUUACAAGGGUGGUGAGUCACGAAUGCAAGGGGUUAGGAGUGAUUUGUCGUUUGUGGGAUUGAUGAAGCUGGUUGAAGAUGUUGUUGAGGUAAACUUAGAAAUUGAUGAGAUUGAGUUACAUGCAUUGGUCAGUACACUCGAAGAGCUAUCACGGCCAAUUAUCAAGGACGAUGAGGAUGUUGCAUUAAUUCUGCUAGAACAGAGGAAUGUUCUGGCUAUGUAUGUCAGCAUUAAGGGAUGUCAAACAAAUGUUAUGUCACAUGAAUAA